Molecule: messenger RNA, 2352 nt
Organism: Adineta ricciae
Lineage: Eukaryota; Metazoa; Rotifera; Eurotatoria; Adinetida; Adinetidae
Source: the annotation of a GenBank genome assembly
AUGACGAGAGAUAUCGUGAUCUUUAUAUUUGUGAUAUUAUCAUUAGCAAUAAAUGCAGUUUUUUCAGCACCAAAUAUUUUCUGUCGAAGCACAAUAACAAAUUCCAAUUGCGAAAGUGAAUUAGAAGUAUUUGUCAAUCGACUUGUCUCAAUGGAUACGAUUUUAUCUUAUGAAUAUUCUUAUUUUCCGUUCUGUAAAGCGAACAACGAAUUAUUAUCAUUUGAAAAUCUUGGACAAGUUCUUCUUCAUGAUCGUCUUUAUUCAUCACCAUACAAAUUCACGUUUCUAAAAAAUGAGGAAUGUCAUCAUGUAUGUACAGCAUCGUCGGUCACAAGUAAUAAUCAAACAUCAAAUAUGUUAGAGCGAUUAAUGAAAGGUGUAACUUUAAAUUAUCAACAGAAUUGGUUUGUUGAUAAUAUACCUGUGACAUUAUGUUAUCAUAAUAUGGAUAAUGAAGAAUAUUGUUCUCGUGGAUUUCCCAUUGGUUGUUAUGUAAACAAAAAUGGCCAAUCAAGAGAAUCAUGUAAUAUUAGAGAUGGAAAAAAUGAUACAUUUUAUAUUUUUAAUCAUUUGGAUUUUGAAAUAACUUAUCAUAGCGGAGAAGGUGAAACAUGGGGAGUUGCAUUUGACGCAGAUGGAGGUCAAAUAAUUUCAAUUAAAGUUCAAGUGAAUAGUCUAAAUUCGGAUUCAUGUAAUCGUUUGGCUGAUCCAGUUAUGUUUCAAUCGACAAGUAAAGAUGUUACGAUUCCAUAUACAUAUAGUGUAAAAUUUGUGAAAAAUAAUGAAAUUCUUUGGAGUAAUCGGUGGAAUUAUAUUCUUAAAUCAAUAACAAAUUCGCGUAUUCAAUCGUUUUCACUUAUAAAUUCAUUGAUUCUUAUCUUAUUUCUUUCUGUCUGUAUUGCUGUGAUACUUAAACGGAUUUUAUAUCAAGAAAUUCCACAUUGUUAUCAAACACCUGAUGAAAUAUAUAUAGAAAAAGAAAUGAGAUGGAUAUUAAUUGCUGGUGAAACAUGGGGAGCUGCAUUUGGCGAAGAAGGAGGUCAAAUAAUUUCAAUUAAAGUUCAAGUGAAUAGUUUAAAUUCGGAUUCAUGUGAUCGUUUAGCUGCUCCAGUUAUGUUUCAAUCAACAAGUAAAGAUGUUACAAUUUCAUAUACAUAUAGUGUGAAAUUUGUGAAAAAUAACGAUAUUCUUUGGAGUAAUCGAUGGAAUUAUAUUCUUAAAUCAAUACCGAAAUCGCGUAUUCAAUGGUUUUCACUUAUAAGUUCGUUGACUGUUAUCUUAUUUCUUUCUGUAUGUAUUGCUGUGACAUUUAAACGGGUUUUACAUCAAGAAAUUCCACAUUUUUAUCAAUCAACUGAUGAAACAUGUAUAAAAAAACAAAUGAGAUGGAUAUUAGUUGCUGGUGAUGUAUUUCGAUUUCCAAAAAAUACAAUGCUUUUAUCUGUUUUAAUCGGUAAUGGUAUUCAAAUUACUAUGAUGCUUUUCAUUACAUUGUGUUUUGCAUAUCUCGGUUUUCUUUCACUUGAAAAACGUGGAUCAUUUAUGACUUGUUUAAUAAUUUGUUAUAUUCUAAUGAAUACAUUAUCUGGUUAUACUUCAGCUUGUUUAUACAAAUUAUUUAAUGGAAAACAACAAAAGAUGAAUAAUAUAAUGACAACUCUUGUAUGUCCUGGAUUCAUUUUUAUAAUAUUAUUCAUCUUAAAUUUCGUUCUUUCGAUAAAUAAUACUUCAAUUGUUAUUCCAUUUAUAACAUUCUUAGAAUUAUUUGCUUUAUGGUUCUUUAUUUCAAUACCGUUAGUAUUCAUUGGAGCUUAUUUUGGUUAUAAAUAUCCAAUAAGAAUGUUAGAAAAUCCUACUCAAACAAAUCAAAUUCAACGACAAGUACCGAAGAAGACUUUGUUUACAAAACCAUUAAUCGGUAUUCCCAUUGGUGGUAUUUUUCCAUUUGGUUGUAUUAUUAUUCAAAUAUAUUUUCUUUUAAGUUUUAUUUGGAUUGAACAAUAUUAUAAUUCGUUUAGUUAUUUAUUUGUCACUUAUAUUAUUUUAAUAAUAACAUGUUCAGAAACGACAAUACUUCUUUGUUAUUCACAUUUAUGUGCUGAAGAUUAUAAUUGGUGGUGGCGUUCUUUCUUUACAUCAGGCUUUACUGCUUUUUAUUUCUUUAUUUAUUCGAUUUGUUUUUUUAUGAACAAAUUAAAAUUUAUUGAUAAUAUAUCAAUAUUUAUGUAUUUUGGUUAUACAUUGAUAUUGACUUUGAUUUUAUUUUUAUUCACUGGUACAAUCGGAUUUCUUGCUUGUUUUUGGUUUGUUCGUAGAAUUUAUUCUGCUAUGAAAGCUGGUCUUAAGGAGUAA